UUUUAUUUGUUGUUUGUUUGUUCCAGUUCUGAUCAUAGAGCAAAACAGGAUGCGUCUCAGUAAGAGGAAAAGAAAGCUGUUGUGUGCAAAGGGCUGUCAAAGCGCUUAAGAAAUAAGCUAAAAAAAAAAGAAGGAACAGUCUCUUCACAGGCCAAGCGAAACAAGCGAAGGGGGUGAAACAUACAGAGAGAAAGACUGACUAGAGGAAGUUAGCGGAGUCACUGGCUGUCGAAGAGAGAGAGGCACAGACUCAGGGCGUAGUCUGUUCAACAAGAAUUUUGACUACCACAAUAUACAAGCAUGGCAGUGUGGGACCUGUCUGUCAAUGUAGAAGAACUGGGGGAAGAGGCUCCACCCCUUAAAAUCAGCGUCACCUCUGACCUUCACAUCGGAGGAGUGAUUCUCAAAAUCGUGGAAAAGACAGAGAUUAAGAAGGACUGGUCUGAUCACGCUCUGUGGUGGGAGCAGAAGCAGCAGUGGCUCCUGAAGCCGGCGUGGACGCUGGAUAAAUGUGGGAUUCAUGCAGACGCUCGUCUCUACCUCACCCCCCAGCACAAGCCCCUGCGGCUGGUCCUGCCCAACCUGCUCACCCUCAGGCUUCGAGUCUGCUUCUCUAGCCCCGUGUUCCGCACAGUCAUCGGCAUCUGCAAGCUCCUUAAUAUCCGUCACCCAGAAGAGCUCUCACUUCUUAGACCAGUAGAAGAAAAGAAGAAAAAGAAGCAGAAGGGCGACGAGGAGGAGGUGUAUGACAUCACUUCUGCACCCCUACCUACAGGUUCUAUCAUCAAGCUGGCCAAUGGCAUGCCUGCAUUCUUCGCUGAGUCACCUGAGAUGGAGUCUGUGUACAAGAUGCUGUCAGUCAGCCAGCCAGCCCCGCCCCCUGAGACCAUUACUAAAAUGUACCGGCCGACCAGCAAGGUGGACAAAGCACAAGUAAACGGCAGAUGGCUCGACUCCUCCCGUUCUCUUCUGCAGCAGGGAGUGAAAGAAGGCGAUAAACUAAUUUUGCGCUUCAAAUACUACAGCUUCCACGACCUCGCACCUCAGUUUGAUGCUGUGCGUUUGACCCAGUUAUAUGAGCAGGCCAAAUGGGCCAUCCUGCUAGAGGAGAUCGACUGCACAGAAGAGGAGAUGAUGCUCUUCGCUGCCCUGCAGUACCACAUCGGAAAGGUCUCCACAACAGAGCAACUGGUGGCUUCCUGUCCAGCCAUGGACGACCUGGACUCCGCCCUGCAGUGUCUGGAGGUCAAGAUGGAGGCAGAGACCAGUGCUGAGGAGAUGCUGGAAACAAUGACAGCGCCAGAGCUGCAUGACUAUCUGAAGCUUUUCAGGCCAAAAAAACAAACACUGAAGAAAUACAAGCAGUUCUGGUUCACCUUCAAGGACACGUCCAUUUCCUACUAUAAGAGUAAAGAAGAAAGCUGCAAGGAGCCCAUACAGCAGAUGAACCUCAAAGGCUGUGAGGUGGCUCCUGAUGUGAGUGUGGCUGCCCAGAAGUUUUGUAUCCGGCUGCUGAUUCCUGAACCUGAGGGCAUGAACGAGGUCUACCUGCGCUGUGACAAUGAGCAGCAGUACAGCAAAUGGAUGGCUGCAAGCCGCCUGGCCUCUAAAGGAAAGACCCUGGCUGAUGCCUCUUACUCCAGCGAGGUCCAGAGUAUUCAGUCCUUCCUGGCCAUGCAGAAAACCACUCCAGGCAAUAAGACAGUCCAAAGUGAUGAGAGCAUCAACACACACAGCCUCGUCUCCCCUCGCUACCAGAAGAAGUACAAGCCCAAACAGCUGACCCCUCGCAUUCUAGAGGCCCACCAGAAUGUGGCACAGCUUUCGCUAACAGAGGCCAUCCUGAAGUUCCUCCAGAUAUGGCAAGCUCUGCCUGACUUUGGCCUUUCCUAUUUUGUUGUGAGAUUUAAAGGAUGCCGUAAGGAUGAGGUGCUGGGCAUUGCCAACAACCGCUUAAUCCGCAUUGACCUGAGUGUAGAAGAUGUUGUGAAGACAUGGAGGUACAACACAAUGAGACAGUGGAACGUCAACUGGGACAUUAAACAGGUUGCCAUUGAGUUCAAUGGAAACGUGAACAUUGCCUUCAGCUGCGUGACAGCGGACUGUAAGAUCGUGCACGAGUACAUCGGCGGCUACAUCUUCAUGUCCACCCGGAGCCGCGAGCAAAACGACACACUGAACGAGGAGCUCUUCCACAAACUGACAGGAGGCCACGAGGCUCUCUAAGAGAAGCUCUGGAUGAGACAGAAAGAUUACUACCAACACAAAAAUGGAGAGAGACUUGAGAAACAUCAGAAAGAACUUUUUUCUGGCUUGGAAAAAGUCUCAGCCUGCCCCUGAAGGAAUUUAUGAUCAACAUUUUCAAGAGACAAUAAACAAUUUAGAUUUUUUAAAUAACAGCUAAGAAAAUGAAACAGCUACAUGUCAAAAAUGUUGAUAUGCUUUACUGCAGCCCUUAUAACCCAACACUAUUGAUUAUCCACUGGAUAGUCAUGAGUUUUUUGGAGUAAUGUGGACUAAACUGUUUCAGCUGCGUCAUUACUUUUUAGAGCAAACAUGAAGGUGUUGUCAGCAUGCAAACAUUAAUAAAACCAUGAAGCACUGGGUUAAGGGCCAGUGUCAAGUU
This is a messenger RNA of Astyanax mexicanus (Mexican tetra), 2626 nucleotides long. RefSeq names its product fermitin family homolog 3 (gene fermt3a). The transcript is spliced from 15 exons. The record is from RefSeq and is a predicted model, not a curated record. Gene Ontology annotation, biological process: cell-matrix adhesion; regulation of cell-cell adhesion mediated by integrin; integrin activation. Gene Ontology annotation, cellular component: cell-substrate junction. Bases 301 to 2226 code for a protein of 641 amino acids. Gene Ontology annotation, molecular function: integrin binding. NCBI's taxonomy places the organism in Eukaryota, Metazoa, Chordata, Actinopteri, Characiformes, Acestrorhamphidae.